Messenger RNA from Dermacentor andersoni, 2085 nucleotides. The record is from RefSeq and is a predicted model, not a curated record. Lineage: Eukaryota; Metazoa; Arthropoda; Arachnida; Ixodida; Ixodidae.
UUGAUGAUUGGCUUCCUUCAUACUUUCAUUUAUAUCUUUUGGUGCAAUACCACCCUGUUCAUAGGAUAUCCUUCGCAGCGGCUUUGUGCUGUUGUUGAAGGUAUCAUCAUCAACACCGUCUCCUUUAGGUGGGGACCAUUUAUGAAUGUACGAAAAAAAAAAAAUACCUUGCACUCGAUGGUCACGCUCAGUCAUCUUCGCUUACGUCCCAAAUUCACUAUAUUUACUUCGCAAGGUCCCAAACAAACUGCUUACAUUGAGUUUCUGUUAGAAUCCAAUGCCUCCUUUCCAAACAUCGUCUUCUUUAGUUCACGAAAUUUACUACUUCACGGGCGUCAUCAUCAGUGUCAUCGUAUCCCUCGCGCCAUUCCUGAAUCCUUCCGCAUCGGAUGCUCGAGCGCAGAGCGCUGAGAAUCGGCCGAUGAGACGACUUCGUCGACGCGUUCACCAGUGCGCCUUCGUAGCGUUCCCGCUACCGUAGCUAGGUCGUAGGAAAAGACGUCUAGCACUACGCUGUAGGCUUCCAUCGCGGGACCGAGGCGCCUAUACGCCGGUCCUGCCUAGUACAGGAUAGCCUGCCGCGAAUUCUUCAGGGAUCGAUCAUCAUGGCUCAGGAGGUUUCCGGUAGCGACGACAGCACCGUAAUCGAGACGGAAGCGGAAUUCGUGACGGCCGACUACACCGAGCUCUGCCUGGUCCUGCUCGGACUGCUCUGCGUCGUGGCUCUGGCAGCGACGCUGGCCUGGUACCUGCUGUUCUACGUGCCCGUCGACGAAGGUAGCGGACGCAAAAGCGCCAACUUCACGCGGCUUCUCGAACUGUCCCUCACGCGUACUGUGCAGCCGUGCGAGAACUUCUACCGCUUCGUCUGCGGCGGCUGGAAUCGGGACCACGCCCACGGUCACCUUAGCGUCGCCGACAAAGUCGCCGAGGAGACCAUGCUGCACGCACAAGAUGCCCUCAAGAACGCCGCCGCAAAGGCUCGGGAAACUAAGUCGCCGGCUAGAAAUCUGGCCAUACGCUCGGUCGGGCUCAAUGCGACUCCGUCCUCGCCGAACGAUAGCGGCUUUUUCGAUUUCCGUCCGAAGCAAAGCCGUCUACAACGAGCCCAUGCGUUCCUGAUGGCACGAAGCAGACGACCGUCCUCUGCUUUGAUGCAGAAGACGGGGCACUCGGCCGUGCUCAAGGCGGCCGCCAUGUUCGAGUCGUGCACGAACGUCGUCGCCGAGAAGACGUCCGAGAGAGAAAAGCUGGCCGAGUUCAUGAAUUUGUACACUGAAUUUCCCAACGUACAACCCCAGGAUGCGGACACGCUGGUAGCUACCAUGGUGGAGCUGUCGCUCACAUGGAAGAUUCACGUCAUGUUCGUGGUCGACCUCUUCGUCGACCACGACGAGGACGAAGGGCGCCUGACCGUCGACAUCGGCCGGAACGACGAACUCUUCUCGUGGUUGCAGCGGAGGAACAUCCUCAAGGACUCCGGUAAGCUGGGAGAGUUCUUCCUUACCCAGCUACAGGCACUCCCGGGUUUCCAGCCAUCGGAAGCCGAAGCCACGUCCACCAAGAUCACCGACGUGGACUCGCGCAUCAUAGCCGCUCUGCGAACGGACGACGAGCCUGCGCAGGCUAUCAAGUAUGACGAGUUGCCGUCGCUGGUUCCAGACGUCGAUCCUCAGGUCUGGGUGGACGUCAUAAACAAGCAGAUACAGCCGUACUCCAGGAUCGAACGUGACCACCACGUCAAGGUCGGCAACGCCCACGCUCUGCGCGAGAUGGGAAGAGUGCUGAUGCAUGCCGACGAAGACCCCCUGCUCUUGCCCAUGUUCCUCGGCUGGACCCUGCUUCGCCAGCUGGCUCCGCGAGCGUCUUAUAAGGCGGCCACCUUCGUGUUCAAGGACAAGCAGAGCUACGUGCAGGACUGCUUCCGUCGCGUCAUCGAUGUCAUGCCGCUCGCCGCUAGUUACCCGUUACUCAGAAAUACACCGACGCCGAAGGCUGAGGUGAGGGUCACAGGAGUAUCCAGGACGCCACCUCCUCUUUCACGCUUUUCACGUCGCUGUGCAAUCGUGCAAUCUCAAAGCUAGA